Messenger RNA from Aegilops tauschii subsp. strangulata, 817 nucleotides. RefSeq lists its product as uncharacterized. The record is from RefSeq and is a predicted model, not a curated record. Lineage: Eukaryota; Viridiplantae; Streptophyta; Magnoliopsida; Poales; Poaceae. Gene Ontology annotation, molecular function: serine-type endopeptidase inhibitor activity.
AUGGCAACAGAGCGGGCUAGAGCAGUGCCGGCGACGAGGGCCAUAGCGGUAGACGCGUUGAGAAUUAAAUGCACUCAUGGUAGAUUUACGGUGAGAGUUCCACUAGAUCCAUAGUACAAAGUAGACAUCACGAAUCUGGUCAAGGUUCAAGCCUGCUUUAGUUGACUCCAAGCUACGAAAAAUGGUGGUUUUCAGCGUAGCCACCCACUACUGUACAAGGCAGUACUCUUCAGGACAUAGGCUACAUAUAAGGAUGUCAGUGGAAGCAAACACCUUACCCAGCGUUUCAGAUCAGAGUUCAGAACCACCUCAAGAGCGUGUGCAGAGUACAGACAUGGCCACCUCCAGACUCCACAUCGCUUGCGCUCUCCUCCUCGCUGGUGUUGUGCUUCUGGGGCAAAAUCAAGAGGGCAUGGAAGCCGUGGCUUGCCCGCAGUACUGCCUGGAAGUCGACUACAUAACCUGCCCGUCCUCCGGGUCACAGAAGCUCCCGGCGAGGUGCAACUGCUGCAUGGCUCCCAAAGGCUGCACGCUUCAUCUCUCUGACGGGAUCAACCAAACUUGCUCUUAAUCCAGUUCAGACAGUGUUGUAACUUCAUGUCUUCAUGUAUGGUCUGGAGCUAGACAAUGUACGUACUUGUCAUGGCAGUAAUAAUGUGACAAAGCUGUAUGUUUUGCGGAUAAAGCAUGUCAUAUACUAUGAUUUAUGCAUUAUCGACGAGUACGCGCAUAUACAGAUAUUCCCUCCCGGCAGCUUCAAUGAGCCCUAAAAGUUGUUUUGGUACCUAUGGAGCAGAGGAGGGUAAUAAUAACGUAC